Apiotrichum porosum is the source of this 1002-nucleotide messenger RNA. RefSeq lists its product as uncharacterized. The record is from RefSeq and is a predicted model, not a curated record. The transcript has a single exon. Bases 1 to 1002 code for a protein of 333 amino acids. NCBI's taxonomy places the organism in Eukaryota, Fungi, Basidiomycota, Tremellomycetes, Trichosporonales, Trichosporonaceae.
AUGGCUGCUCCCGACGGUACGAGAGUCGCUCUCAGAGAGGACCCCAAAGCCAAGGACCACCGGGUCACCAUAGACCACCACGGGUUCCUGCACAUAAUCGAGGAGAUUCUGUUGGCCGGAUAUCCAGAUUUAUUCAUUGCCUUCCGGGCGCUCUCGAAGGCUUGGAGAGAGAGGAUCGACGCGUCCAUGUUCCAACACUUGUUCGUCCACUCAGCGUCUUGGUUGGACAGGCCAGUCAUUCUCCAGUGGAACCGAGCGCGUAUCCCCAUCAAGCCCGUCGACUCGCGACUCUUCUACACGGAGUGCAUCUCUGUUUUUGGGUCCGUCAAGCUCACAGAGCUGCCAUUCGACAUUGGCCACAUGCGCAACCUGAAGAUGCUCAACCUCGUCAAUAACGAUGCCGACCCUACGAAUAUCCGCCUGGAACCGACAGUCACAUCAACAGUCGUUCAUGACAUCACUGCCGUACCAGUGCAGCACGUCAAGCUCCCGCACUAUUGGUCUCCUGGCAUUGUGGUGGUAAACGUUCGGUACAACCCCUCGCGCGCCGUGGCCAACACUGAGUUCCUGUGGGAUCCGCUGCGGCACCGCGACGCAGCCAAGUGCCUCAUGGUCUUGUUUACAAAGUAUCGUGUGCCAUCGGAGAGUGAUACCUUUGUCCACGUCGGGAUUCACCCACCUCGUUUUUACUUUGUCCAGUGUCUCCUCCAGCAUUUAGUAACUGCUCCGACCUUGCAGAUGGUCAUUGCAGGAAUGGAGGUAAUGGACGGUGAGUGGUUUGGGUUUGACCCAGAAGCCACGGACCUCGUCGUCCGUCAGCGGGUUAUUCAAGAUGCACUAGAGACGGCGUUUUGGCAGAGUCUGAGCCCUCAGGGCUCCGAUAUCCCGAAAGCUACGGAAUACUGUACUGCAAUGUUGAGGAGCAUCAGCUUCAUAACCAUUGAGAAGUACAAGGAGCUCGACUUGAAUGAGUAUCAGUUGGCGUGCAACACUCUUGGUUAG